UUGGCUGCGACGCCCGCGCUAGUGCUCCAGGCUCGACGGCUCCUUCACCGCGCCCGCCCGGCCCUGCCGCUCAUGGCCGCCCCGCCGCACCCCGCGCCAUCGCCCCCCGCCCCGCGCCGCCCGCGGCGCCCCGACACGAGCGACGUCCUGCAGCAGAUCAUGGCCAUCACCGACCAGAGCCUGGACGAGGCGCAGGCCAGGUGCUGCCCGCGGGCUCGGCAGGGGCCACGCAGGGUCGUGGCAGUGAGAAAGCAUGCUCUGAAUUGCCAUCGGAUGAAGCCUGCUCUGUUCAGCGUGCUCUGUGAGAUCAAGGAAAAGACAGGGGUAAGCAUCCAUGGCAUUCAGGACGAAGAUCCCCCUGACGCCCAGCUCAUGAGGCUGGAUACCAUGCUGCUGGCCGAGGGUGUGUGCAGGCCCGAGAAGAGAGGAAGAAGAGGAGCCGUGGCUAUGGCUGGCACAGCAACACCAGGUGGCUGUCCAAAUGACAAUAGCAUUGAGCACUCUGACUACAGGGCCAAGCUGUCCCAGAUCCGACAGAUUUACCACUCUGAGCUAGAGAAAUAUGAACAGGCCUGUCGUGAGUUCACCACGCACGUCACCAACCUCCUCCAGGAGCAGAGCAAGAUGAGGCCUGUCUCCCCUAAGGAGAUUGAGUGCAUGGUCAGCGCCAUUCACGGCAAGUUCAGCGCCAUCCAGAUGCAGUUGAAGCAGAGCACCUGUGAGGCGGUGAUGACCCUGCGCUCGCGGCUGCUCGAUGCCAGGCACAAGCGGCGGAAUUUCAGCAAGCAGGCGACAGAAGUGCUGAAUGAGUAUUUUUACUCCCAUUUGAACAACCCUUACCCCAGCGAAGAAGCCAAAGAAGAGCUGGCCAGGAAGGGCGGCAUCACCGUCUCCCAGGUCUCUAACUGGUUUGGCAACAAAAGAAUCCGGUAUAAAAAGAACAUAGGGAAGUUUCAAGAAGAGGCUACUAUUUACAUGGGUAAAACGGCUGUGGAUACCACGGAAGUUGGGGUCCCAGGGAACCAUGCCAGCUGCCUGUCAACACCCAGCUCCGAUACCUGUGCUUUGGGGACAGAAUGGCGAUACUAAUAAGAAAAGACAUGAAAGGGCCGGGCGCAGUGGCUCACGCCUGUAAUCCCAGCACUUUGGGAGGCCGAGGUGAGUGGAUCACCUGAGGUCAGGAGUUUGAGACCAGCCUGGCCAACAUGGUGAAACCCCGUCUCUACUGAAAAUACAAAAAAAAUUAGCUGGGCAUGGGCUGGGUGCAGUGGCUCACACCUGUAAUCCCAGGCUGAAGCUGGCAGAUCACGAGGUCAGGAGAUAGAGACCAUUUUGGCUAACACAGUGAAACCCCAUCUCCACUAAAAAUACAAAAAAUUAUCUGGGUGUGGUGGUGGGCGCCUGUAGUCCCAGCUACUUGGGAGGCUGAGGCAGGAGAAUGGCGUGAACCCGGGAGGCGGAGCUUGCAGUGAGCCGAGAUCGCACCACUGCACUCCAGCCUGGGCGACAGAGCGAGACUGUCUCAAAAAGAAAAGACAAGACAAGACAUAAAAGGACAUUAGUAGUGUGAUGGGAAGGGCCCUGCUGGCCUCCCUGGGGUGGGGGGCUGAGGAGCAGAGGCCAGAUGCUGAGGAGGAGCAGGAGCCACAUUCGAGGCCUCCUGCCGGCUGAGGGGCUGGGCGGGUCCCACCUGAGGAGGUGCCACGACUCUGCCCACCCGGGCUCCCAUCUCUUCCAGGCUCCUCUGGACCCUUCCCGCUGCUCAGUGCUGGGGACGCCUUCCUCACCCUGCGGACUCUGGCCUCUCUCCAGCCUCCUCCUG
This is a messenger RNA of Symphalangus syndactylus (siamang), 1822 nucleotides long. It is a transcript of the gene PBX4, whose product is annotated as PBX homeobox 4. NCBI's taxonomy places the organism in Eukaryota, Metazoa, Chordata, Mammalia, Primates, Hylobatidae. Gene Ontology annotation, biological process: regulation of DNA-templated transcription. The record is from RefSeq and is a predicted model, not a curated record. Gene Ontology annotation, molecular function: DNA binding; DNA-binding transcription factor activity. Gene Ontology annotation, cellular component: nucleus.